UGCAUUAGGAUAAAUUCCAAACAAUUUUACAAUUAAAACGUGAAUUGAAAAUAAACUUGUUUGCUGAAUGGAAACCUCAAAGACAUCCAAUAUCAAAUUUAGCAUAAAGCAAACACUUUACAAUAUUCAUAAUUAGCGACAUGUAUGUGCGAAUUUCAACAUGUUGGCAACAUUUAUUCUUGAGAAAUACUAUUUUAGAUAUGUGUAAAAUAUUGUAUUCGUGCAAAAUUUCAAAAAUCUCGAAAAAAUCGAUUUUCUGACAUUACUUAAAGGAUAUUUAGAGAAGCGCGCGCACUCGAAGGAGAAAAACACCGUAGAGCUUGCAGCUUUCUUCGUACUCGCAAUCGCGAGUGCAGUUAUUUAUAAAAUGUCCGCCAUUGGUGGCCGCGUCGAGAGGGACAAUUUAAUUCGUCUGCAAUUAAAGCAAAUAUUGUCCGACUGAUCACGUGCGGAUUGACAUUUCCAUCUGAUAGAUUCCCCAACAGCUUUUCGACGCAAAUGGCAAACUGGAAUGAUAGGUUCAUUACAAAAAUCCAUCAUUUGUUCUGUCGAAAGUGAGCUUUUUUCCGCGUCGCCGCGCAUGAUCUCUUAUUUUCUUAUUGUUGCUUAGAGCGUCUUUGCUGUUACGCAUGAUUUACGCCACGUGUACAUGCACGGAGACCCACUGUGUGAACAGGUGUCUUUUCUUUUGGAAAUCUCAUUUAGAUCAUCGGGCUAAUGACGCUUGAAAAAAGAUGUGGUGAAAUUCAAGAGAACCUUAGUAUGUACAUCGGUUUGAAUCGAAUGUUAACGUAGUUAUGUGUUUUGUUUUCUUAUCUGUUUUAUUUUGAUUUAAGCAAACCUUUUGUCUUUCCGUUCUAAAUAAGAGAUAAUAAUUUAAUGUACAAUAAAAUAUUUUUAAUUUAAGCUUCAAGUUUGAUACAAUUCAAAGUAAAGGGGAAAUCUUUAUUAUAUUUUACAUAUACACUUUUUAAAAUGAAUAAAAGAAUUCUGAAGAAUUAAUUCUUGCCAAUAGGUUUAUUUUUUUUGAACUUAUUGGCUAACUAAAACCUAGUAACUCUAAUAAUAAUUAACAUAUGUCGUUUUUCAAUGCCUUUUCUACACACGUAGAAGUUCAUUGAGUUACGACACUUCUGAAUUAAUUUUCAUACAAUUAAUUACAAAUAUGAAAAGAUAGUUCAAUAACUUUUUAUAUAGAACAUCUCUAAGAAGUUUUUUGUAUAAUUGUUUAUUAGAAAAAAAUUGUCUAUGAAUAUGUCUAAGAACUUAAUUACAAUGCUUUCAGUUUUUCAAGAAAAAGAAAUUUGCGGGGCAAAGUUGUCGAAUUGCAAGUACACAGAAUGUUAAUAAACAAAUGAAUACAUAAUACAGUGCAAGGAUUUUCCCAAAUUUCUAAUCGCGCGAUAACGUAUAAGAGUUGCACAUAUUCUAUUGUAAGCGCGCGUGCGUUUACGAUAUUUAUAAUAGAUAAUUAUUAACUGCUACGCAGAUGCAUUCGCGUGGAAUAACGUACCCGCGAUUCCCGAUCGUGCGAUCGGCACGCUCGCGAUAAGUGGGGAUGGAUUUUCGGAUCGCGCGUGUAACGUAAUAUUUAAAGCGCCGGGACGACUCCGAUCGAUGCGUCGAUCCAUCGUCAUCGACUUGUGACGGUCGUAAGGGAAGUCACCGGCGUCUCUGUACUCACGAUCGUCAGUCGCAGAUUAGGCUUCUCCGCGACCGACUAUAGUGCCUGCCGCAGAUCUGCCUCCGGUCCUGGAAAUUUUUCUGGGCGCCGCAUCAUGGUCAGCCGCAUCUCCACCAUCUCUCUCACGAUAGAGAAAGAGACCAAGAACCAUGGGGCCAAUGAAGGUACCACAGACUUUGAGAAGGCCAUGGAUAUAUGUGGAAAUGGAAGGUAUCAAUAUACUUUAUUGCUGGUUUGCGGCGUGAUGUUCAUUUGUGUCGGCUGCCAGUUUGGAGCAAACGCCUACAUCCUGCCGUCAGCUGAGUGCGAUCUGAACAUGAGAUCCGAGGAGAAAGGACUGUUGAAUGUCGCCUUCCUCAUAGGUUCGGUGUUCAGCGCUCUUUUCUGGGGAGUCUUCGCGGGCGCCUAUGGAAGGAGAAAUAUCCUGCUGUUAAAUCUUUUCGCUGACAGUAUCAUUACGUUGAUCGCAAGCUUCUCACAAAGCUUUAAGAUGCUGCUAGUAUUCAGAGUCAUAAGUGGAUUCUUAAUGGGUGGACCCGGCUCCUUGGUGUAUACAUACCUCGGCGAAUUCCACGCGGAAAAGCACAGAGCGAAGAGCAUCUGCUUCCUAGGCUUUUUCUUCACUCUCGCCUGGUUAAUUCUGCCUGGUUUAGCAUGGAUAAUCAUACCGUUGCCGAUAUCCCUCAAUUUUUACGGCAUCCAGUACAAUUCCUGGAGAUUAUUCCUCAGCGUUAUCAGCCUGCCAACUUUCGCUAUUGCCGUCGUAACCCUAUCGUAUCCGGAAAGUCCGAAAUUUCUGGUGUCGCAAGGGAAGACCGACGAGGCUCUCGCGGUUCUCCGAACGAUAUACGCGGUGAACACCGGACACGAUAAAAGCGAGUUUCCGGUAAAAGAACUUCUCUCCGACGCCGUGUUCGAAGUAGAAAAGGACAAGGUACCAUUGUCGUCGUCGGAUAUGCUGACGGAAUUGUUGAAAAAUAUUUGGUGGCAAUUCCGUACCAUAGCAUCGCCACCUCUUUUGAAGUACGCUUCCCUCCUGUGGACGAUUUAUUUCACGAACAUGUUUGGAUACUUCGGUUUUAAUCUCUGGCUACCGGAGUUAUUCAAUCGCUUCGAAAACUAUCAUCAAUCUCACCCGAAUGCAUCCGUGACCGUCUGCGAACUGAUACACGACACGCAGGCGUUAAAUCACACGAUCCUGGAGGAACCGUUCCUUCUUUUGGCAAACGGGGUUACUACGGAUUGCGAACCUCAUAUAGAUGAGCGGGUAUUCAUUAACUCUUUGACGAUCAACGCCGUUUGUCUGCUCGGCAAUGUCGCUUCUGGAUAUCUAGCAAAUCGAGUUGGCCGUCGAACGAUGCCAGUGACCAUGAUGCUGGUGGCUGGCAUCGCUGCCCUCGGUAUCUACUUUGUGAGGUCUUCGCUGCAGAUCCUCAUAACCGCGUGCGUGUUCUCCCUGAUGACGACCACGGCGAAUUUCGUGAUUACCAGCGUUGCGGUCGACGUUUUCCCUACGCACGUGUCCGCCGCCGCGGUGUGCAUGAUGGUGUGCCUAGGAAGGUCCGGCGCGGUGGCGAGUAAUCUUGCUUUCGGCAUGCUGCUGGAUCUUAGCUGCGAGAUCCCGGUAUUCCUGGUGGCCGGUAUCUCUAUAUUUGGUGGGAUGUUGUGCUUCUUGAUCCCAAGCAAGGAGAAGAAGUGAAUACCGACAUUUGAAGAAAAAAUAGACUUAAAUAAAUUUCAAGAAGAGAACAAUCUGAAGUGCCGAACGAGGUGUUUCGUGUUUUUUUUGUUUAAUAAGAUAUGCCAUUCGCGCAAAGUCUGAAAUAUAUAGAGUGUUUUGUAAAUAAUAAUUAUAAGCAUCGCUCGUUAGGAGUUCUCGGUUUCCUAACACUUGUAGGAAAAUCUAUGCGCCUUUCGUAAUCUCAUCGCACGUCAAGAUGUUCAGUGAAAUCGUAAUGCUCAACGAUUAAUUUCCAAUUAAUAGCAAAUUUGUUGUUUAUUUACUAAAAAUGAAAUAACGAAUCGUUCCUUAUCAGUCAUUAGCUUAAUAUCGGCUCGUCAAUGACGCUCUGAUUUCGCUGAUCAGUGAUACAUUCCAUAUCAUUUUAUUACGAUCUGUACAUCGUGCGCUUAUCGAUCAAGUCAUUUGUAAAUAAUUAUUUCAAUAUUUAUUAACCCAUAUUAUGUAAUGCGUGUGGCGCGUGUAAUGCGCCGUCGACGCGUGUCUCGUCGUUCGCGACGAGGCAUGCGUAACAAACGAUCAUUUGCGAUAAUGUACAAUGUUAGAAAUAAAAUGUCUGACAAAGUGAGAGAA
Monomorium pharaonis (pharaoh ant) is the source of this 3998-nucleotide messenger RNA. RefSeq names its product synaptic vesicle glycoprotein 2B. Gene Ontology annotation, biological process: transmembrane transport. The transcript is spliced from 10 exons. Bases 1779 to 3383 code for a protein of 534 amino acids. The record is from RefSeq and is a predicted model, not a curated record. Gene Ontology annotation, cellular component: membrane. Gene Ontology annotation, molecular function: transmembrane transporter activity. NCBI's taxonomy places the organism in Eukaryota, Metazoa, Arthropoda, Insecta, Hymenoptera, Formicidae.